Messenger RNA from Ixodes scapularis (black-legged tick), 5296 nucleotides. Its product is annotated as methylthioribose-1-phosphate isomerase. Gene Ontology annotation, biological process: proteolysis. NCBI's taxonomy places the organism in Eukaryota, Metazoa, Arthropoda, Arachnida, Ixodida, Ixodidae. The record is from RefSeq and is a predicted model, not a curated record. The transcript is spliced from 8 exons. Gene Ontology annotation, molecular function: S-methyl-5-thioribose-1-phosphate isomerase activity; serine-type carboxypeptidase activity. Bases 86 to 1555 code for a protein of 489 amino acids.
UCGAGCAAGGGCUGGUGGCGCCCUCUCGCAGUGCCAUGUCGCAGUAGCUAUCCAAAGCAACUUCCAUGCUUUGACUCCUCACUAAAUGGCGGCGCUGUUAUCGAAUCCAGUGUGGUCUCGGUGGACGCGAGCGGUUUGGGUUUUAAGGGAGAACCCCGAGACGGCUCCCGUGAUGCUGUGGUUGCAAGGCGGUCCGGGCGCCUCUUCUCUGUUCGGGCUCUUCGUCGAGCACGGCCCGUACCUAGUGAGCAGGCGAGGCAGGCCCAAACGGCGUCGAGUCACCUGGGCCCGCCGGUUUUCGAUGCUCUACGUCGACAGCCCCGUGGGCACCGGCUUCAGUUUCACCGAACGGGACCAGGGCUACGCCCGAAGUCAGGAGGACGUUGCGCGAGACCUGUUCGAAGCCCUACAGCAGUUCUUUUUACUCUUCGUGGAGUACGCCGCGAACGACUUCUACAUCGCCGGCGAGUCCUACGCCGCGAUGUUGCAGGCUAUCAAGUACCGCAAUGGCCACCUGGAGAUCCUGGAUCAGCUGCAGCUGCCGCAUGUGUGCAGUUACCUCCCUGUCAAGGAUACAGAUGCUGGCUGGGAAGUCAUCCGGUCCAUGAAGGUGAGGGGUGCCCCAGCCAUUGCCAUCGUGGGUGCCCUCAGCCUGGCCAGUGAGCUGCACGAGGACAAGGCUCCGUGGACCUCCAAGCAGGAACUGUCCAGCCACGUGGCUGAACGGCUGGCCCACCUGGAGACGUCGCGCCCGACAGCCGUCAACCUGGCCAACAUGGCCAACGAGUUACGGGCACUCGCGGCUCGGCUCGAGAAGGACAAUUCCGUCUCCCUGCAGGACAUGAAGCACAGGUUGGCCAACGAAGCGGAGAAGAUGCUGGCGGAAGACCUGUCCGCCAACAAGGCCAUGGGACGCCACGGAGCAGAGCACCUGCUGGCUCACUGCAAGCCUCCCCGGGGAGCGACCGGCCUCGGGGUGCUCACCCACUGCAACACGGGAAGCCUGGCCACUGCCGGUCACGGCACUGCCCUGGGAGUCAUGCGCAGCCUGCACGAGAUGGGGCGCCUGGACCGAGGCUACUGCACGGAGACCCGUCCCUACAACCAGGGAUCGCGGCUGACCGCCUUUGAGCUGGUGCACGACGGCAUUCCGGCCACCCUGGUGUGCGACAGCAUGGUGGCCGCCCUCAUGGCCCGGGGAGAGGUCUCGGCCGUCGUGGUGGGCGCCGACCGCAUUGUGGCCAACGGAGACACAGCCAACAAAGUUGGCACCUACCAAGUGGCAAUCUGUGCCAAGCACCAUGGCAUUCCCUUCUACGUGGCCGCACCAACCACCACAGUGGACGCCCGCACAGCGUCGGGCAGGGAGAUCACCAUCGAAGAGCGGCCAGCCCACGAGAUGACCUCGAUCCAGGGAAUUCACCUGGCACCUAAAGGCAUCACGUGCUGGAACCCUGCUUUCGACGUGACCCCCGCCGAGCUUAUCACAGGAGGCAUCAUCACGGAGAAAGGAGUGUUUCCUGCCAACCGCAUCUUGGACAGCCUGUCUGCCUGAUGGCAACAAACGUGCCUCUUCGAUCCAGUCUUUGGUGGAACGACACGGAAAAAGUUUUGUUUUUGCACUAAGGAGUGUGUACAUGGCCACUGCCACAUGGGGAACCUCUAGUUACCGGGGAAUUUCAGUGAGCCUGGAAAAGUCUGGGAACUUGGCUGAAAUGGGGCCAAAGUCGACACAACCUGGGUGGUAGCUUUUGACAUGCUCUCUGUGGUUGGAAAGGUGCCUUAUGCCCAACUUUUACAGCAAAGAGUUGGUUUUUGUCGCAAACCUUGUCAGUUUUGUGAACAGUGUUACGAAAUUUAGACCAGUCUUGUAAAGGUGCGCUAAGAGGUUUCUUACUUCAAGCCCCAAAGACUGUAAACAUUCACAAAGCCACAAUUUUAAAAAAUAACUGGCACCACCCGGUGGAAAAUGGGGUUCGGGGAUUCCCAGGACGAAACGAUGCAUGUGUUAGGAAGGAGAGGUUAUUAGAAUGAAGGGAGGCAAAAAGCUAAGCUACAAUAGGCACAAAAGGGGCUUUGGAGGCACCCAAUCUAAGUUACUGCAGCUCAGUGGAGCCAGCAGGGAGUACUCGUGGUUCCUUGAGCAUGUGCUCACAUAAUUUCUUACCAUAACCUCCUGAAGUGGUGAUUUUCUAAAAUGGUCCUUUGUUGGCAUAAGUGCCCUGCUUCGUUUGAGAGGCUGUGUUGAAAGUGAAACUUCAGUGGGAAGCAGUGCAGUGAAAGAAGCAAGAAGGAAAGUUAAUGCUGCGAAGUGUUUGUUCUAUGCCAAGAUCCCUUCAGCCAAUUGCAGCAGGCGUAUAUCCUAGGAAGCAUGAGCAAGCAACAUCCGUGUGACCUUGGAGAUGUGCAAGGAGUACAGCGUGUUUCUAUGAAUACUUUCAAAAAUCCCUACAAAUAAGGUGGUUGACAAAAAGAAACAACCCUUUUCGGGAACAAACUAACAGCCACAAUGGAUGCCAGGGAUUGCAAGAAAAAACAAAUCACAAAUUUGCAUAAAAAUUACUUAAAAUUUACUAAUUGACUAAUCCAAUUGGUGAAAAUAAUCAUGGUUCUAAUUAAAAACUUGUUGAGCACCAUCGAAAACCCCUAAAUCAGUCAAUUUUCAGAGUUGAAGCAUGUGGAAAGUGCAGCUGUGCGCCGAGCCUACCACUUCUGCAGCAGGCAGAUGGCUGGCGAUGCGAAAAUGUGAAUGAUCACAUUUUCACAUCACCAGCCGAAUGGUAACUUUGUGGACCCGUGCACGAGUGGUAACUUUGUGCACUCGUGCACGAGUGGUAACUUUGUUUACCCGUGUGCUUUCCACAUGAUUCUCCUCUUCCUAAAAUUGACUGAUUAGGGAGUCUUUGAUGAUGCUCAGAAAUUUUAUAAUGGGAACGAUAUGUUUAUUUUCACCAAUUAAAAAUUUAAGUGGUAAAUUAUAGGUAGUCAUUUUGCUAAAUAGCGUGUUUUUUGCAUUCUCUAAUGUUCGCUGUGGCUGACAGUUCGUUCCCGAAAACUGUUUCUUUUUUUCUGAAACACUCUAUUUGUAGGGAUUUGUGAAAGUAUUCGCAGAAGCAUCUGGUAUAUGAUGGCUUCUUUUCUUGAUUCUGAUCUCAUUUCUUGCUAGGCAUCAGUUGGGCGCUUUUAGCACUACAAAGGUUUUAAAGGUGCUUUGUGACACCAUACAAACAUUUUUUUAUGAGAUCCCUAACAUUUCUUUUACUUAUUCAGCUUUUUAAAGCCAACUCUCCCCUUAAAUCUACCACAAUUUGGUUCCCGACAAAUGAUGCAAAUGUUGAUAGAUGCAUUACACAUUUUAUUUCGUCCUACAAGCAGUGUUACAUGGUUGACAACAGCAUAUCAUUGUCAUUGCCCGACUUGCUUAGGGAUCAACAGUUGUGCACGACAGCUUGGCUUAACAUGAUUAGUCAAGGAAUGGCUGAAAUUAUCUGGGAAAAUAUUGAAAAUUAUGAUGAUUUAAAUUUUAACAGUGCCAGGCAUCCAACAAAAUACUAGUCACUACACUGGGAAUUUCAACUCCUUGUGUUUAGUUUCACCUUACAAUGUACCGCAACAGACUAUGCAUCAUGUUAGCCAGUGCAGCAUGCGUUGCUUUGCCCGACCAAAAGGUGACGUGACAUGUUCUGAGCAAUGAAUUUUUUAUGAUGACUCAUUGCAUACAUUGCGGCACAUUGCAAGGUAAAUUAUGAAAGUACCAUUUGUUACUUGCAGUGACAGGCAGGCUGCUUCAGGUACCUCAUUACUAUUUGCUCUGCUUCUUUGUCUUUGGAGGUCAUAAGGCAGGAUUUUUUUCUAAGUCAAACUGUUGCUGAAACUCCUCUUCCUUUUUAGUUCUUGCGAUUGAUGAAACUAGUUCUCCGGGCCUUACAAACUCUUCAAACUUGAAUAUAUGUAUGUACCUGGAUAACCGUUGAACGCCAAUGAUGAUUGCAAAAUAGGAUGUUUAAAGCUUGACAACGUUUGUUGAGGGCCUUAAAGUUGUCAUUCUCAUUUUUGCUUGCUUUAUUCUUUGUCUAAUAGACUACAUUUUAAACUUUCCCUUCAGUUUAAAACUAUUCGAAACUCAACACCACCUUUUAUAAACCUCUUGCACCUGACGUCACUUCCGGUUAGACUUGAUAUCGAAACCAACAUUGUCGUCUGCUAUUUGUGCCUUGGCACCAUGUUGGAGGCAUUCAGCGUCUUAUUGAGGCAGCAGUAGUGCCGUAGAGUCAUAGAGCCGUCUUUAUAUAACCACAUUUCAGAAUAUUUUCUUGUCAUAGUCAAUCGCAAAGAGGUUCCUCACCCGACACGAAGUGCAGUCUACAAACCCUUAGUUGGGGUAUGAAUCUUUUCUUCGAGAUCAGAGAGUUAGUAUAAUAAUCUAGAGUGAAAGGUUCCAUGCAUUUGGUCGCUUCAAAAGGGCGGGCCAUAGACACGGAUAUCAGCGGUCCCGGUUGCCGGUCCCAACCAGCCCAUAUCGCUGGCGACUCCUUAAUAUGCUUAUAGAAGCAUCAAAGCAUCACUUGUAAGGUCUGUAUCUUGUUAUUUUUUCUUACUUUGCAGACAAACACCGAAAUCACGUAUUGACAAAAAUGAAACAAAAUUGACAAAAUAAAACAAAAUUGACAAGUGCUCGAGCAACUUCAACUUGUCGCUGCAAAACAAACAGGGCUAACCCAUCGUCUGCUUUCUUUCUUUGCUCCUUUGUCGCUUUCUCAUUCUUCCUCUUGGGACCGGAAAUAUUAGCUCCCAGGAUUCGCCAUGUUCUGCUCCCAUCUUUACCUGCCUGUUCAAGAUUGUGCUGGCAUAUCCGCCGGAGCCAUUCGUGACGCUGGCAAACCAAUUGCUCAAGCAUCGCCUUGUCCUGGUUCCCAAUGAUUGCCGUAAUUCUAGAAAAAACAAUACUGCUGGCCAUAGCUCCAUUUUGUCGCCGACUUUUACAGCUGGAACAAUUAUUUACGGUGCAAUUGACCAUUUUAAAACUCGAGUAGCGGACAAACUACAGUGCAGACACGGCCCCAAAGCACACGGAACAUAGCAUAACAGUGACUGAUGCCUCCAACAUGGAUUCUGACAGGUUUCGGGGAAAUUUACGUACUGGUGGUAGCGUUGCAUCAUGGUCUCACGCAGGAACCCUAUCAGUGUGGCACAACGAAAGCAUUAUUGCCCUUGUGUCUUUUUUGGUCGCUUCUAGUUCUUGUUCACCAAAGGUUGUAAUUGUACAAAUAAAAUUAAAGUGCCUUUUUGUAAACUA